Messenger RNA from Sphaeramia orbicularis (orbiculate cardinalfish), 735 nucleotides. RefSeq names its product transmembrane inner ear (gene tmie). NCBI's taxonomy places the organism in Eukaryota, Metazoa, Chordata, Actinopteri, Kurtiformes, Apogonidae. Bases 37 to 735 code for a protein of 232 amino acids. The record is from RefSeq and is a predicted model, not a curated record. Gene Ontology annotation, biological process: sensory perception of sound; inner ear morphogenesis. The transcript is spliced from 4 exons.
GGGCAGGGUGGCUGCAGGGAGAAAGAGGGGGAGAGAAUGGUAGGGGAUCUGCCUGUAUGUCCUCCUCAGCUCCUGCUCCUGGGCUGGGGAGCAGUGCUGCUGUCUCUGUGUUUGUCCACCGUGUUCUCCCAGAUCCCGGAUCCUGAGCUUUUACCUACAGAUCCCCCAAAGAAGCCAGACCCUGUCAACUCAGAGACCGUUGUGUUCUGGGGGCUGCGGUUAUGGCAGGUCAUUGGUAUCUUCGCAGUCUUUGCUUUAGCAGUUGUUAUCACCUUGUGUUGCAUAUUUAAAUGUCGAAUCCCAAGAACAAAAAAGGAAAUUGAAGCAAGGCAUGCGCAGAGAGAGGCUGCCAAGAAAUACGCCAACACUUUAGAGACAGUGCCACCUCUCAAUGAGCUGACAGAGAUCCCUGGUUCUGCAAAGGCAGAAGAGACUGAGGAGGUAUCGACAGUGUCUGGGAAAGUGGAUGGUGAGAAAGGAGAGAAGAAAGCCAAGGAAGGCAAGAAAGAGGGGAAGGGUGCCAAAGAAGGGAAAGGAGAUGAAAAAGAAGCAUCAACAAAGAAGAAGGGUGAAAAGGGUGAAAAAGGCGAAAAAGGUGAAAAAGGUGAAAAGGGAUCAUCGAAGAAAGAAGGCGGCGAGGGAAAAGGGAAGAAAGGAGGAGGAGACAAAGGGGAGAAAGGGGAAAAAGGAGGCAAAGGAGGGGCUAAAGGGGGAGCCAAAAAAUCUCAGAAGUGA